AUGGAGGAGGUGUUCCGUUUUUAUUUGAAUUCCAGAACCGUUUCCUUUCACAAAAGUCUUGAACUAAAACUAUCCAGCGUUGAUGAACCUAAGAGUGGAUACGGCCUUUUCAUAGAACCUUCAAAGUUCAAUAGUCAAGAAUUAAAAAAUGAAACAAUUACAUUGCUAAGAAUUUCUAAACUUAUAACCUUUGAUAUAAACACAAUUCUGGCUCUCUUAGGGGACAAAGAAGAGUUUACUUCUAAAGAACAAUUCAAAAGAACUAACGAUAAAGUUAAGGCGACCCUUCGUGAUAUAUUGGCCUAUCCUGGCUUCAGUAGGUUUCUCACAGAGACUAAUUUACUCAUUAUUUACUUCAUGACAUUUCAGGCUAUUCAUGGCAGUUACGAAAUACCAAAGGGUAUCAGAUAUUAUCUGGAGAAUGUUUUGAUGAGCAUUGACGUAGAAACUGCUAUGGAUUCCAUUGAAAACUUAGCUGUUAAUUAUGGACAUUAUCCACAAAUUUUUGGCCUUCAAGAGUCAUUAAAUUUAUUCAAGGAUCUUUUUCAAGACCUUUUGCAUAUUAAUGAUAUCAAACAUCUUUAUUCUGCGAUAAUUUCACGUUGUCUUGAGAUCCCAGAAAUAGCCGAUACCAAAAGUCAGGAAUUCUGUGUUCAUUCCACUUUAGUUCCAAUUUUAGAUUUUUCCAACCACGAAAAUACCCAAAAAAAUGCAUUUUUUGAUAUAGACCCUUCAAAUAAUGAUGUUUUACUUCUACUCGAUACUGAUGCAGUUCGAGGAAGGACUGAAAAAUCUAGCGAAGUUUUCAUUAGUUACUCGCCAACGGAGGAUUUGUUCUCCAUGCUAAUAACGUAUGGAUUCAUCCCAUGUUUUAGAGGACACGCACAAUUUUGGACAGUAUCUUUCGACAGGAGCUUUUUAAGAGACUACAAUGGAUCAGGUAUAAAUGCAGACUUGAGAAUUUUUUACAAAUGGUUGCGCAUAAACCCAGUAGUGUCACUAGUUAAACUCGAGAACAAUGGACGAGUUCGAUGGUUUAUCAAUGAUACCACGCCAGACUUUGAAAUGCUUUUGCUACCAUUCAUUCCAUCUUUAAAUGGUUCCAAAAGUGCCCGGUGGGCGUACGAUUCCACUUGCCAUCUGAUGUUCACCAAGAUACAUUGUUUGGUAAAUCCGGAGACGAAUGAACAUGCCCCAGUAAUUGCAGAAAAUUACCGUUCUCUUAUCGAAGAGAGAGAGUCAAACGGCGACGAUUUAAUAGAUUUACCCCAAUUGGCUUGGUCGUUGCGUUAUAAAGAAACUGAAAGUGGUUGUAUACAACAAAGACACACGAACAGUGAAGAUGCUAUCACUUUACUUCAACAAGAACCACAACAAAAACAAGAUGUUGCUGAAGCUAAACUUCAAUUCACAAGCUUCUUCCGAAGCUUUCUGAGAUACAGAAAAUCCAAAAUCACUAAACGUUCUACUAACUCGAAAGUUGCGAGAAUGCUAUUAAAGCAGGAACUGGAGAUAAUCAAUAAUCUAACAGAGGCUAUUGAUAAAAACUCUGAUAUAUUUGUCAGCGAUUUAAAUGUUACACUGGAUGUAGAGCCUAAUAGGCUCCCCCCACUUAGAUUUCUCGAUGACUGCAUCGAGAUUCCUGAUAAUAAAGUCGCACUAGAUCCUAUAUGUGAAGACCCUGUUUCUUACACACCGGAUAAGUUUACUGAUUUCUUUCAAGAGGAAAUAAACCAACACUCGCCUUUUUUCCAAGAUGAUUAG
Saccharomyces mikatae IFO 1815 is the source of this 1764-nucleotide messenger RNA. It is a transcript of the gene CTM1, whose product is annotated as cytochrome c lysine N-methyltransferase. Bases 1 to 1764 code for a protein of 587 amino acids. The transcript has a single exon. Lineage: Eukaryota; Fungi; Ascomycota; Saccharomycetes; Saccharomycetales; Saccharomycetaceae. Gene Ontology annotation, molecular function: protein binding. The record is from RefSeq and is a predicted model, not a curated record.